AUGAUUGAAGGAACACUGAUCAAAAAUCUGUGUGAGCUCUUGCAAAACACCAAGCUGGCCGAACAGGCUGCAUGAUAUGAUGGUAUGGCAGCCUGCAGGAAGUCUGAAACUGAGCAAGGAAUAGAAUUAUCCAAAGAAGAGAAGAAUCUCUCAGUUGUAUAUACAAAUGUUGUAGGAGCCCAUAGGUAAUCUUGGAGGGUCAUCUCAAGUAUUGAGCAAAAGAGGGAAGAUGUUGAGAGGGGAGAAAAACCAACACAGAAAAUGGCUCAAGAAUAGAGAGAAGAAACUGAGUCAGAGCAAAGAGAUAUCUGCAAUGAUGUACUACUGUCUCUUCUGGGAAAAUUCUUGAUCCUCAAUACUACAGGCAGAGAGAGCAAAGUCUUCUACUUGAAAAUAAAAGGCAACUACUACUGCUAUUGGGCUGAGGCUGCUGUGGGUGAUGACAAGAAAGGGAUUGUGGAACAGUCACAACAAACAUACCAAGAAGCUUCUGAAAUCAGCAAAAGGGAAAUGCAACCAGCACAUCCUAUCAGAUUAGGUCUGACCCUUAACUUCUUGGUGUUGUAUUAUGAGAUUCAUUUCCCAGAGAAAGCCUACUCUUUCAUAAAGACAGCUUUUGAUGAUGUCAUUGCUGAACAUGAUACAUUAAGCAAGAAGAAGUCAUUCAAAAAUAGCACACAAAGAAUGCUGUUGGUACUGAGACACAACUUGACAUUGUGAACAUCAGAUACCCAAAGAGACAAAGCUGAAGGAGGGGAAAAUUAA
Elephantulus edwardii (Cape elephant shrew) is the source of this 765-nucleotide messenger RNA. Its product is annotated as 14-3-3 protein zeta-like. Lineage: Eukaryota; Metazoa; Chordata; Mammalia; Macroscelidea; Macroscelididae. The record is from RefSeq and is a predicted model, not a curated record. Gene Ontology annotation, cellular component: cytoplasm. Gene Ontology annotation, biological process: signal transduction.